AUGGCGGGCCCGGAGCUGCUGCCCGAGGGGUGGCGGCUCUGCUUCCACUCCGUCCGCGCCGCCACCUUCCACAACUGGCCCCUCACCGAGGGCUGCGCCUGCACGCCCGAGCGGAUGGCUGCGGCGGGCUUCGUGCACACGCCCAGCGAGAAUAGCCCCGACGUGGCGCAGUGCUUCGUGGAGCUCGAGGGCUGGGAGCCCGACGAUGACCCGCUGGAGGAGCACAAAAAAUACUCUGCGGCCUGUGGUUUUCUUUCUCUUCAGAAAGAACCUUCUAACCUGACGGCGCUGGAGUUCCUGGAGCUGGAAAAAACGCGAACGAGAAAUGCACUUAAAAAAGAGGUCUCUCAGAAGAUGACCGAGUUUGAAGAUAAAGCUAAGAUCCAGCGCUGUAGGAUAAAGAAUCUGGCCUAGACUGCUGCAGCUUCAUAGUUGCCAGUUUUUAAGAGCGCACUUUGCAGGCUUAAGGAAAGCAGGUUCUGAGAUCAAAAGCUAAGGGGUGCUAGAAUAAUCAAACAUCAGUUGAAAGAAGUAAGUUAAUACUAAUAGCAAACUAAUAAAAUGUGAGAUGAUAGCAACAUAACCAUGAAGUCUGGCUUAAUCAGAUAAAGAUACCUGUUCA
Molecule: messenger RNA, 622 nt
Organism: Melospiza georgiana
Lineage: Eukaryota; Metazoa; Chordata; Aves; Passeriformes; Passerellidae
Product: baculoviral IAP repeat-containing protein 5-like
Exons: 4
Coding region: 1-414 (137 amino acids)
Source: RefSeq, a predicted model, not a curated record